GCAAAACGAGUGUGCCCUGAGAAAAGAUGUGUUGUACCUGACUUGACUGAAUUAAAGUUGGAAUCUUCAUUGCGAUAAAGUUGUUAACAAGUUUACGGAUCUGUAAGUUAACUAGAACAAAAAGCACAGGGAAAUACGAGGUUGGAACAUUUAAAACUGGUUGGCUAAUAACUUAAACAUCUAUGAUUUAUAUUUAUCUUUUCUUAUUUGCUUUUUAUUUGCUCGUCUGCAUCCCUGAACUCUUCUCAAUUCCUCAAUAUAAAAUCCGAAAUCCCUGCUUGAACCCGUGCAUAGUAUGAAGCUCUUGUUUUCUCUCUUCUUUCGCUUCCUCCCCUUCCUUUGAUGGUUCACGAGAUGCAACUCGUUUUUGUCUAACAUCAGAUCAGUUUCACAAGUGUUUCAAUUAUGACUCUAUAGCUCUCGCUCGGGUGUCUGGGUUGUUGUUGGCUCAUAAAGAGCAGCCUGUGAAUUAUCUAUCCGGCACACGUCCAACCCCAACCACAGACUUACUACUAGAUGUUGAUACACCAAUACCAGCCCGAGAUUCUCUCUUCUAAACUUCAAAAAGAAGCUAUUUGCCCUUUUGUGAUGCCUAUCCAUUGAAUAGCAGUGAAAAAAGUGAAAAUCAAUCACACAUCGAAAGAUUAAGGAGGUCGCCGGCCGACACCCCGCCAUACUAUACUAUACUAUACUCAGAUCCAACAUCAGCAUGAAUGCCCCUCCCCGCCACGUUGUGGAAGCACAGUCGUAUGCUCCUCUUAUUAAUUUGGCUUCCAAUCCGCCUCGCUAUCCGAGGAAUCCAUCCAAGGCUCCCCUGAAACCCCUGGUGCUGUAUAUCGUGCGUGUGCCGGGUAAAAGAGACGUGUUCCUUUCCCCGCUCAAGCCUCCGACAGAAUCCAGCAUUUCUCCAGCUCUCAUCGAAGCUGCUCUCUAUUACAUCCAUGUCUCAACCCCGGACGAUAAGGCCGUCCUGCGUGCCAUUGAAGAGGAAAAGCGCCUCAACAAACCACUCCCACGCGUGAACCGAAAUCCUCCUCCCUUUGGUCUAUCGGCUCCCAUCCAAAGAAAACCUGUGCCGGGCACAGAGCUAAAACCGCCCUCCAUUCCCAGGCGACCAGUGUCACCGGAUACAAAUAUUCCUUUUCAAACCGGGGCUGAUAAUGAGGGUCAUCAUCAACCACGAACACGAACACGAAGCCCUCAGGCACCUGGAUUAGCGCCAGGUGGAUCGCCAGAGUCACAGAGGAAUCCCAUCUUGGCCCAACGACCUUUACCCCCUAUUCCUUCAGAUCCUAUCAAACACCUGGACCCCGAGGCAGCCCCGAAUUAUACCGACAACAAGGCGGGAAGUGGUCGAUCGAGACGUGACACACAGCCCGGGAAUCCAUAUGGGGGAAGUGAAUAUUUAACUCCACCGACCGCUCCGCAGUGGCGAGCUAGCUGGGAUGGCGGACAAUCGUCCAUCUUGCUCGGACAAAACCCAUCAUACAAUGUUGGAUACUCACGUCUUUCUCCCGAACGUACCUCCAAGGAUCACCAACGUACGGCCCCCAGUUUCUUCCAACAGGGAGGACGACGGAGCGGUGAUAAAACUAAAGAACCCCCUCCCCCUUUCCACCUGACUCUUAUACGUCGGGACACGACCAACAACGUCCAGUGGAACGUCGGGAACAUCACAAAUUGCAUCUCCCAAUCAUCCCCCGAAGUAGCAUUGGACGGCACGAUAACCAUCGAAAUCCUCACGCUUGGCUAUAAGAAACUAGGUGCUGAGAGCAUCUCUUUCGGCGUAAAAGAACGCCCCUCCUAUCCCGACCCCACCGCUAAUGACACCACGGACGAUCCGCGAAGAUUCAUCCGCCACCUCACCCUCACCAACCGGCAGAGCCAUCGCGGCCACGGGAGUCAUCACAGCAAUGCAUCAAUCAACAGCCUCCCGCCGCUGAACCAGACUACAGCCACCACCAAGACCCCCCCCUUCAAAACCACAGCGAGGCAAAUACUAUACCUUCAAAUCACCCUGGGACGGCACUUGCACCUUCGUCACGGGCCUCAACGGCCGAAGCCUAAAAUGCAAACACACAAUCCCCUUCACACACCCCGCGCUCGCCGGCCUAAAUCUCCAAAAUCUCACCAGCAGCGACGAUGCCAACUACGACCCCAACACCCCGCCCAAUCCGCAUCUGAACCUUCAAAAGCUCCAAUCAGCCCUCGAAGCCUCCGCUGCCGCCGCCGCCGCCGCCGCAGCAGCAGCACAAUCAUCCCCCUCCUCAUCGCCAGAAUCAGUACUGGGCUCCACAGCAACAGCCGCAGAACUCCGGUUCAAUCUACCCAUAUUCUCCACGCCGCAUAAGAACAAUAAUCACCACCAGCAGCACCAGCACCACCAGCAACAGCAGCACCAGCAUCAAUAUACCCAGCACGAAAAAACCCACCACAGCAACACGCAUUACACGCGCAGCAGCAGUACCCACACGCCCGCGACGCGCGCCGUCAGACUGCGCAGCCAAGUCGAGGAGUUCGCCGGCCGGCUGGAUCUGAGUCUGGGCCGCGAGCGGGCGGGCGGCGGCGUGUUUGGCAAGAGCGCGAAGUUGGGUAAGUUGAUUGUGGAGGAUGAGGGGUUGAAGAUGCUGGAUUUGGUUGUGGCGGCGUGCAUGGGGGUGUGGUGGGGGGUUUAUGAUAAUUUGUCUCGGGGGAAAGGGGAGUGAACUGAGGGAAGGAGGAGGAGGAAAAGGAGGGGGGGUAAGAGGGGAAGGUGGUGUUUUUUUGAGAUGGGGUUUGUUUAUGGCAUUAGUCUAUUGACGUAAGGAGAUCUGGAUCUAUUUUCGGGUGGCGGUGGGUAGGGUUUUUAGAAUUUUUCGGGAGGGUUUUGGGGGUGUUAUGACAUGGUAUUAUAUGUAUGGACUAGAUAGGGUACAAGAUCAAGAUAUGGUUUGAUAGGUGAUAUGAGAUGAGAUGUUAAGAUGAUAUGUUUGUGUAUGUGUUCUCCCUUUCUUCUCAAUUCCAGAGGAUAGUGAACAGAUAGGAUAGUUAUAUCUGCAGAUAUAUAGAUAUAAAAAACCAGUCUCCUCAAGUCAAGAAUUCCACCAAAGCACACCAGACACAUUGUCGCUCCCUUCUCCUUUCCUUUCCUUUCCUUUCCUUUGCUACCCUAUCCCACUAUCCCAUCCGCCCAGUUCAGCCCAGACUACAGACUAGAAU
Molecule: messenger RNA, 3198 nt
Organism: Blastomyces dermatitidis ER-3
Lineage: Eukaryota; Fungi; Ascomycota; Eurotiomycetes; Onygenales; Ajellomycetaceae
Exons: 3
Coding region: 710-2350 (546 amino acids)
Source: RefSeq, a predicted model, not a curated record